CGAACAUAUCUCUAACCGGUGCAACGUUCGCCGGAGUCAGUGCAUUGUGCGCCUCCGCGAAACAAUCAUGACGUACUCCGAGCGUGUGCCAAGGAGCAUCGAGAUGUACAAAAACGAUAGCAAUUACAGUCUUCAAUUGACUCGUUGGUUUUUGAUGCCGAUUGGUAUUUGGCCAAGAAUGAGUACGGCGACGAGAGCUGAGAGACUCUCCUCGUACAUACACAUUCUCAUUUGCACAUCCCUGAUAGCAAUUAUCAUGGUACCAUGUCUGUUACACGUCUCUCUGGAAGAAAAAGAUAUGGGGAUCAAAUUGACUGUCAUGGGUCCGUUGAGUCACUGGGUCAUGGGCAUGAUCAAUUACUGCCUGCUACUCGCACGCGGCAACGACAUUCGCGAAUGCGUGCUGCAUAUAGAGGCGGAUUGGCGGCUCGUCCAAAAGAUCGAGGAUCGACAGAUAAUGCUGCGACAGGCUAAAAUUGGUCGUUUCGUCGCCGGAUUCUGCGCCGUGUUCAUGCAAAGCGGCACGUUUCUCUUCGCCGUAGCGAAAUCGCUGUCAACUACCAUUGUCAUCGUCGGCAACGAAACCGUCUCGAUGCACCCAAUGACCUGCCCGAUGUACACCAAAUUCAUCGAUGUAAGAUUCAGUCCCGCGAACGAGAUCAUGGUGCUUAUAGAGUGGAUAUCGUGUUUUAUAGUAAAUUCUGUUACGGUGGGCGCUUGCAGCCUCGAUGCGGUCUUUGCGAUGCACGCAUACGGUCAGUUGAAUAUGUUGUUCUCGUGGUUAAACGAACUCGUGGUGGAUGAAGAUAAACGAAAUGAACGCGCCGAACAGAAACUCGCUGUUAUCGUGGAGCAUCACUUGAGAGUGCUAAGUUUUAUAUCACGUAUGGAAACUGUUAUGCAACAAAUUUGUCUCGUGGAAUUAUUAGGAUGCACAAUGAAUAUGUGUUUACUUGCAUAUUAUUUUAUUACGAAUAUAGAUUCGUUUGAUGGGGCAAAAACAAUGUCAUAUGUGAUUAUAUAUCUGUCUAUGGCUUUCAAUAUUUUUAUAUUUUGUUAUAUCGGUGAGAUCCUCACAGAACAGUGCAAAAACGUUGGUGAAAGAGCUUAUAUGAUUAAUUGGUAUGAAUUGCCGCACAAAACUGCUCUUGGACUCAUUUUGGUGAUAGCACGAUCGAGUAACGUUAUCAAGAUGACUGCUGGAAAAUUAUUUCAGUUGUCUAUUGCAACUUUUGGCGAUGUAAUUAAAACUUCUAUGGUAUAUUUGAAUAUGUUACGAACGAUGACGUGA
This is a messenger RNA of Pogonomyrmex barbatus (red harvester ant), 1291 nucleotides long. RefSeq lists its product as uncharacterized. Gene Ontology annotation, biological process: detection of chemical stimulus involved in sensory perception of smell; sensory perception of smell. Gene Ontology annotation, molecular function: odorant binding; olfactory receptor activity. The record is from RefSeq and is a predicted model, not a curated record. NCBI's taxonomy places the organism in Eukaryota, Metazoa, Arthropoda, Insecta, Hymenoptera, Formicidae. Gene Ontology annotation, cellular component: plasma membrane.